Molecule: messenger RNA, 3240 nt
Organism: Lineus longissimus
Lineage: Eukaryota; Metazoa; Nemertea; Pilidiophora; Heteronemertea; Lineidae
Product: rhophilin-2-B-like
Exons: 15
Coding region: 115-2082 (655 amino acids)
Biological process (GO): signal transduction; negative regulation of stress fiber assembly
Molecular function (GO): protein binding
Source: RefSeq, a predicted model, not a curated record
UGGUGGACAUCGGAACUUCAGGGAAGUUGCAGUUACUCAACUUUCAAUCAUUUUAUCUGUUUUAUGAUGAUUGUCAUACAAAUUUGAGAUCAUUCAUGGGAUUGUUCAAUAUAUAUGUCUUCAAAGAUGGCUUCCACUUUACCAAGACCAACCGAAAAAGGCAAGAUACAAGCAGAAUUACGUCGAAAGGCCUCCGACUCAGCCCUGCUUCAGACUGUGCGUGGAAAACUUCAGAAGCAGCGCUCAAGACUGAACGACCAAAUCAAUCGCGAACUGCGCAUGAGAACUGGAGCCGAGAACUUAUUCAGGGCGACCAAUAACAAGAAGUUACGCGAGACUGUGGCACUUGAGCUGAGUUUUGUCAACUCCAACUUACAACUUCUGAAAGAAGAGUUGGCUGACUUGAAUGGCUCUCUGGAGACGUAUCAGAGUGACGGGCCGGCGCAGAGUGUUCCCAUGAUUCCAUUGGGUUUGAAGGAAACGAAGGAUGUGGAACUAACAGCACCAUUCAAGGAUUUUAUUCUGGAGCAUUACAGUGAGGAUCCUGAGAAAUAUGGUGACGCCAUCACUGAUUUCCUGGAUAUGAGAAGUGCAAUAAGGACCCCUCAAAGGAGUGAUAGAGGAAUCCAGUUACUAUUCGAAUAUUACAAUCAACUGUAUUUUGUUGAGAAACGGUUCUUCCCACCCAACAGGAAUAUCGGCAUUCAUCUACAGUGGUAUGAUUCACUCACUGGGAUUCCAAAUUCUCAGCGAUCGGUUGGGUUCGAAAAAGGUAGCAUAUUGUACAAUGCUGCUGCCCUCUAUACGCAGAUAGCUGCAAAACAGGACCGGUCUUGUUCUGAGGGCAUAAACGCUGCCAUUGUUAACUACCAAAAGGCCGCCGGGGCAUUACUGCAACUCCACGAUAACUUUAGUCAUGCUCCAAGCAUGGAUAUGCAGUCUGACACAUUGGACAUGUUAGCACAGCUGAUGUUGUCUCAAGCACAAGAAUGUGUCUUCGAAAAAAGGGUGCUAGGUGGAGUGAAAGGUGGUGUGCGAGACUAUACAGAAGUUGCUCAAGAGGCUGCUAUGGUGUGUGAGAUGUACCAGCAGACUCACCGCUUGAUGUGUGUGGAGAAAAUCAAGCAAUACCUCCCGUACUCCUGGGUGUCGAUGGUCCAGGUCAAGUCACAACAUUAUGGUGCUUUAUCACAUUACUACUGUGCUAUAGGCAUUCUACAAGUCAAUGAUGUAGAUGAUGCUGACAUCAUGUCUAAGUUAUACCCGGGCCUUCAUGCUCAUAUGAACAAUGUAUCGUUUGAGUCAUUUCCCUCAAAGAAUGAAGACCAGCUGAUGCUUGUGAAAGGUCACCUCCGAGAGGCCCUGGUCCAACAUGAGGAGGCCAUGCAUGCACACAGCUACUGUAAACAGCUGAGAAAGAUCGAUACAUUCCAAGAAGUGCUCCGCUAUGCACAUGAUAGAUCUUUGGAGAAGUUCUCUGAUCUUGAAGAAGAAGACGAUUUCUCAGAGUUGAUAAAAGUGCCUGCCAUUAAAGCCAAAAGCCAACAAGUAUUAGAAGCGAUAGUGCCAGAUUUUGGCAAAUAUAAAGUUCAAGAUCUUUUUUAUCAACUGGGUCCUGUGUCCGUGUUUUCUGCCCAACACAGCUGGUCUGCUCCGAGAACGGUAGAGAUGGUCAAGUCCAGAGAGCAGGGGUUCGGUUUCAGUGUGCGAGGUGGAUCGCCUGUGAUAAUCGCUGACGUCGAUAACGGAGGCAUUGCUCAGAGAGAGGGUAUGAAAGUUGGGGACUUUAUUGUGGAUGUGAUGGGGACAGAUGUCAAGUGGAGCUCUCAUGAGGAGGUCGUCAGUCAUAUUAGGGCGUCCGGCGCAAAGCUUGUCAUGAAACUUGUCACGCCAAUGGAUCGGAACUUUUUACAGAGAAACUCACAAACUGGUGACGAAAACCAGAAGGUUAUGAUGCGGACACCGGAAGGGACUAUUGCCGAUAAAGAAAAACCCGAGAAACGUCGAUCACGUUUAUCAUGGGUGUUCAAAAAGAAAGAUUCCGAAAAAGAAAAAAAUCGAAAUCGGAAAAUUACCAUGUGAGAAAGUGUCCCAUUCUGGUAAAUCAACUCGACGGGCAAUGUCAAUAAUGGAACAAAUGACAACAGCCAAACUCGGCAUGUCCUUGAACGAUAUGCUUGUGGUUCCAAGUACCUCUCAGUUGUUCGUGUACAAGUUCAAUCAAAACAUUGGUGAUUGAACUUAUUCUGUAUAUUAUUCAGAUAUAUUUAUGGAGGAUUUCAAUUUCUCUUUUACGGCCACAAAGGUCCUUGGUAUAUGAUAAUGAUUUAACAAACCACAUGCUUUUUGUUAGGCAUGUCGACUCUAGCUGUUGCUAUCUUGGCCAAAUAUACCGGCAUAAUCAUUCUGUUUCUGUACAUGUGUAUCAAAUGCUGCCAUAUUUUACAUUCAUCCAUAUUUUUUACAUUUAGUAUUCCUGUAUUUAACACAACUGCAUAAAGUAUUACAUUGUCCUUGCCUAAACCUUUUAUUGUGUCUGUUGUAACAUUUAUUGCUAAUGCUUCAUCUAAUGUAUGAAUAUUCAUUCUUUUGAUUAUAUUCUGUUAAAAAUGUUGUAUAGAUUUGGAUAUACCAAGUAUUUGGAUGUCAAUUUUAUAUGUCCAAGGAAAUUGACUUUGUUAUGAUCUUAUGGCCUUGUGGGAUUGUGACUAUUAAAAGAGACCUCGGAUUUAAUAACCUCACCAAUCUGAUCAAGGUCAACCCUUCUCCACAAUAACUUUUAGGCAAAUUUAAAAAAAAUUUCAUGCACAUUGUUUUACCCCUUUCAAUCAAAAAAGUAUUGUAUUGCCAAUAUUCUUCUGCUUUCAUGGCAGAUUAGUCGAACCUAUCCACUGCUCGGCGGAGGGUUGAGGCCUCGUUGAUUUAUGUGGAUGCACUGUCAAUACUGAGCGCUCUGGUAUUCCUGGUUAUUCACUUGGCUCGAAGUUCAUGACGAGUGAAAUGCUAUCAAGUCCCAGUGUCUCUGUAAUGAGUGGUGAACCUUCCUAUGCUCUGCUGCCACCUAUUAGCUUCCAGAUUAACUAGUGUUCUCAUUGUCCACCUGUUGAAGUGGAUGGUCCUGCCACAGAUGGUGUGAUUCUUUAACUUUUUUGCAGAUCGCUAUGUUGAUGUAUUUUACACUGUUUUGGUCUGAGCGAUACUAUAUGGCAUUCUAUUUUAUAACUUUUAAUAAAGUCUUAC